CCAAUGUGGAAACUACUUCAAACAACCUGGAAAACGUUUGGCUCUUGUGGAGUGGGGCUGAACUCCAUCAGCUUCAGCUGCCUUUGAACCUGCAGUACGCGUCAGCUUCCAGUAAGGGCUGUAGUCUGCUGGAAAUGUGGAAUUGGUGGGUCAGAGGCGUCUUCCAGAGAAAUACCGAUCUGUUUGAGGAGCAGUUAGUUUGUUGCAUGAAGUUGCCAUGACAAUGCUGUUUUAAAAUGAGAAGUGGGAGAUGCUGCCUCUCCGCUGUCUCAGCAGGCCCCUGGGGAAGGAGGCUGCAUGGUGCCCUGUUCUGCCCGUCUCUCCUUUGCUCCCCAGUGUUCCAUGUGGAACCCAGGGGACCUGAAGGAGGCUGCAAAAGCUAGUGGAAUGAUUCCCUGUGUAGCUGAAGCUAUGUAAGUAGAAGUUUGCUUACAAGGUCAGUGGCACAGCAUCAACUGUUAGAACAGCGAUUGCUUCUGGUUCAGCAGUUGCAAUGAUCCUCUUGUGCCUCCCCUAUGGAAAGCUUUGUGUGUCUGUUCAGAGCUGGAAAAAGAUGGGGCACCCAUGAUACUGUUCCCUACACUCUGCUAUUUUAGAAGUCAUGCCUCCUUGCCCACAGAAGGUUAGUUGACUGCCGCUAAUGGCAUGGUGAAAUGUGUUGAAGAGCAGCUGCGAGGGUGUCUGACGGCGAGGGGACUGCUCUAGAAGCUGGGCUUGCAACAUCAUGGGCCAGUGUGUCACAAAGUGUAAGAAUCCUUCGUCUACCCUUGGCAGCAAAAAUGGGGAAAGGGAAUCUGGCAGCAAGUCGCACAGUAAGAGAAGCGCAGUCCACAAAGACGACCACGCUUCAGCUUGUGGGAAGUCUUCAGGAGAUAUACUCGUGAACGGGACAAAGAAAGCGGACACUGCUGUCGAGUCUAGCCAGCCUUCAACGUUUCCUGGGGAUACAAAGAAAGACUCUGUCUCCAGUGCGGAAGAAUCUUCACUCCAAAGGAUUGGAGAGUUAUUUAGGAGAUACAAGGAUGAACGGGAGGAUGCCAUACUGGAAGAAGGAAUGGAACGAUUUUGCAAUGACCUCUGCGUUGAUCCCACUGAAUUUAAAGUGCUAGUUUUGGCUUGGAAAUUCCAGGCUGCUACCAUGUGCAAAUUUACAAGGAAGGAGUUUUUUGAAGGCUGCAAAGCAAUAAAUGCGGACAGCAUUGAUGGCAUUUGUGCAAGGUUCCCCAGCCUCUUAAAUGAAGCCAAGCAGGAAGAUAAAUUUAAGGAUCUCUACCGUUUCACCUUUCAGUUUGGCCUGGACUCUGAGGAAGGACAGAGGUCGCUACAUCGGGAAAUAGCCAUUGCCCUUUGGAAAUUAGUCUUCACCCAAAACAAACCCCCCAUUUUGGACCAGUGGUUACACUUCCUAGUCGAGAACCCCUCAGGAAUCAAGGGAAUCUCCCGGGACACGUGGAACAUGUUUUUAAAUUUUACUCAGGUGAUUGGACCAGAUCUUAGCAACUACAGUGAAGACGAGGCGUGGCCGAGUCUCUUUGAUACCUUUGUGGAGUGGGAAAUGGAGCGAAGGAAAAAGGAAGAGGAAACCAAAUGUAUUGCAUCUUCAGACACAGAGGGUCUGUGUACAGAAGAACAGACUUACAGCAUUUAAGCAGUGGUGACAAAAGCAACCUGUUGCCCUUCAUGAAAUGUAAACUCUGGAUGUUUCUGGAGAUUACCAAGGCUCCAGAUCUUUUCUACUUUACACCUUUUUCUGCCUUGUAUUUGAAAGGGCUCUAAAAUGCUGUAUCAUGUUUUAGGCACUUUCUUAAUUUUGGUUAUUCCUUUUACUCUUGCCCUGAAAUAUUUGACUCUGGCUACAAGUUAAGCAUUUUUGGUUUCUUAUAAGACUUCAGAUUAGUAUAAGUAAGUCUGAUAUUUCUUGCACAAUGUAGAUCUUUUUAGUUAGGUUAAAUUAACAUUGCUAAAUUAUACAGUGCCAGAUUAAGUUUUUCAUACUACAUCUGUCAGGGCAGGUUUGUACUGUGUGUAGUGCUGUUUACAUUGUUGAAAUUUUAGGCUGUAAUAAUUUUAAGGUUUUAUACCAAGACAAAUAGCAGUGUUAACUGUUAACUAUAAAUGCAUUAAUCCCCUGGUAAUAAGGCUCUUAAAAAAAAAAAAAAAUUCCAACAUAAGCAACAGCUUUUUGUAAUAUGGCUAAUUCCCACUUCAAGCUAACUCUCAGCGAUUGAGUCCAGAUCAUUCCUUUUUUCUCAGAGUUUCAAACUAAAUGUUGGGAUUGUUUUAUAAAAUUACUGUACCUGUCAGUCAACUGAGUGGUAGAUGAUGAUUUGUAUCUAAAUCUCUUAUACAACACAUAAUAAAAGAGCAGUACUACCUCAGUUUUAUUGAAAGUGGACUUCUUGAUGGAAUUCCAUUUUCUCUGGAAGUUGUAUUUUUGUGGUUACACGAGAAUAUUUUUACUUGACUAAAAGAACCAAAGGUUCUGCUUCUUAAGUUUGUUAAACAUUGACAGAAGCAACACACAAGCCCUAAGUCUUCAAGGAAAACUGUGGUAUAAUUCUGCUUUAAUUUGUUUGAUUUAUACCUAAAGUAUUAUCUUACUUGUCUGGCAAGCACAGUACUUCUAUGUAAGGAACUAUCUUUUGCAUUAAUAUUGAUGAACCGAUUUUUUUAAACCUAUGUUUAAUUGCUAAAUCGCAGUUAAUACUCCACACUUGCUGGAGCAACAAUAUCGGCAUCUGAUGACAAAGUGAAUUCUUAAUGUGUUCUUGAUGACAACAGUGUAGAUGAGUCAUUUUUAGACUGAUUUGAUAAUAUUUGGAUAGGAGUCAAUUUAUUAUUUUACAAUACUUGUAUUGGGACUAUUUGCCUGUUGAAACUGUUGUGACUUAAAGGGAGUUUUAUUAACACUGGUUGAAAUUUUUUUUGGUUAUUGAUGCUACCUUUUUUAAUUUUAGUAUGUCAACUUUUUUACACGUUUUGGUAAAAGAGAUGAUUGCCAAGGCUUUCUGUUAAGCUAAGUAUCAAAUUCAUUAAGCCAAUACACUUACAUUUUACACCC
Molecule: messenger RNA, 3061 nt
Organism: Cygnus atratus (black swan)
Lineage: Eukaryota; Metazoa; Chordata; Aves; Anseriformes; Anatidae
Gene: DCUN1D3
Product: defective in cullin neddylation 1 domain containing 3
Exons: 4
Coding region: 725-1648 (307 amino acids)
Biological process (GO): positive regulation of ubiquitin-protein transferase activity; protein neddylation
Cellular component (GO): ubiquitin ligase complex
Molecular function (GO): cullin family protein binding; ubiquitin-like protein binding; ubiquitin conjugating enzyme binding
Source: RefSeq, a predicted model, not a curated record